Messenger RNA from Sorghum bicolor (sorghum), 2266 nucleotides. RefSeq names its product probable serine/threonine-protein kinase At1g54610. Bases 234 to 1886 code for a protein of 550 amino acids. The record is from RefSeq and is a predicted model, not a curated record. Gene Ontology annotation, biological process: protein phosphorylation; positive regulation of transcription elongation by RNA polymerase II. Gene Ontology annotation, cellular component: nucleus; cyclin-dependent protein kinase holoenzyme complex. Lineage: Eukaryota; Viridiplantae; Streptophyta; Magnoliopsida; Poales; Poaceae. Gene Ontology annotation, molecular function: RNA polymerase II CTD heptapeptide repeat kinase activity; cyclin-dependent protein serine/threonine kinase activity; ATP binding. The transcript is spliced from 7 exons.
ACCCAUCAGCUUUCAGCAGCUGAGAGAGAGUCAAACCCUCCUCCUCCGGAGUUCGGAGCAGAGCACGGGGCACAGCAAAGCACAGCCACCUCUCGCCUCUCGGUCUCGGUCUCGGUCCCCUCCCCGGUCCACACUCCCUCGCGGCCGCUCCACUCCACUCCACUCCCCUCCCCCUCUCCAGUCCCCACCCCCCCAGCCCCAUGAGCCGCCGCCGGUGACCAGCAACACCCCCCAUGGGCUGCGUCCACGGCCGCCCCUCCGCGCCCAGCCCCGACCACCCGCCCGAGCCGCCGGCCCCCGCGGCGGCGGUGGUGCAGGAGGCCGCCGGGAAUAAGGCCGAGCAGUCGGCGGCGCCAGCCGAGAAGCCGGCCCGGCGGGAGAGGCGCUCCCGCUCGUCGCGCAGCGGCCCCGGCCCCGGCCCCAGCUUCGCCAACAGGGCGCGCGGGGAGCAGGUCGCCGCCGGCUGGCCCGCCUGGCUCUCCGCCGUCGCCGGCGAGGCCAUCGACGGAUGGACCCCGCGCCGCGCCGACUCCUUCGAGAAGAUUGACAAGAUCGGCCAGGGCACGUACAGCAACGUGUACAAGGCGCGCGACACGGUGAGCGGCAAGAUCGUGGCGCUCAAGAAGGUGCGCUUCGACAACCUCGAGCCCGAGAGCGUCCGCUUCAUGGCCCGCGAGAUCCUCAUCCUCCGGCGCCUCGACCACCCCAACGUCGUCAAGCUCGACGGCCUCGUCACCUCCCGCAUGUCCUGCAGCCUCUACCUCGUCUUCGAGUACAUGGAGCACGACCUCGCGGGCCUCGCCGCCAGCCCGGAAAUCAAGUUCACUGAGCCACAGGUUAAGUGCUAUAUGCAUCAGUUGCUGUCGGGUCUGGAGCACUGCCACGACCGGGGCGUGCUGCACCGCGACAUCAAGGGCUCGAAUCUGCUCUUGGACAACAAUGGCAUGCUGAAGAUUGCAGAUUUUGGUCUCGCGUCCUUCUUCGACCCAGACCGUAAACAGCCCAUGACGAGCCGGGUGGUGACCCUAUGGUACCGGCCACCCGAGCUGCUUCUCGGCGCAACAGAUUACGAGGUGGGUGUGGACCUGUGGAGCGCAGGGUGUAUCCUGGCCGAGUUGCUCGCUGGGAGGCCAAUUAUGCCAGGACGAACAGAGGUGGAACAGCUGCAUAAAAUUUUUAAGUUGUGUGGCUCACCAACAGAAGAAUAUUGGAAAAAGUCAAAGCUGCCUCAUGCUACAAUAUUUAAGCCUCAACAACCGUACAAAAGGCGAAUAAGAGAGACGUUUAAGGAUUUUCCACAAUCAGCACUGCAGUUGAUCGAGACACUACUUGCAAUUGAUCCAGCAGAUCGGUUAACAGCAACUUCUGCAUUGAGAAGCGAUUUCUUUACAACCGAACCUCUUGCAUGCGAACCAUCGAGUCUUCCAAAAUAUCCUCCAAGCAAAGAAAUAGAUGCGAAACGAAGAGACGAAGAAGCCAGACGUUUAAGAGCUGCUGGUGGUAGAGCUAAUGGUGAUGGAGCCAAGAAGACAAGAACACGUGAUCGACCUAAGGCAGUUCCAGCUCCAGAGGCAAAUGCUGAACUUCAAGUAAAUAUCGAUAAAAGAAGGUUCAUUACUCAUGCAAAUGCUAAGAGCAAGAGUGAAAAGUUCCCUCCCCCACAUCAAGAUGGUGCGGUUGGUGUCCCUUUGGAUACUUCAAAUCAUAUGGACCCGCUAUACGAACCUCCAGACCCGUCUUCCUUCAGCACUGUGUUCACAUACGAGAAAGGUGGUGUGCCCACUUGGUCUGGACCAUUGGUUGAUCCUGCUGCAGUGGUGAACCAAAAGCGGAAGCACAAGUCUGGGCGCUCAUCAAAACAACCGGCCACUGCCCGUGCUCGGUAAGAUCCUAAGGAUCAAUAUUUACAGGUAAAAAAAUGAGACUUCAACAUGGGGGAAAUACUCCAUGGUGGUACCUGCACGCUGUUUUGCAAACAAGGCAUGCAAUGAUAAAGCCGUUUGUUGGUUACCUGUUGUCAUGUGAGUGAUUUUUUCUAGACAUCAUGUAUAGGCUGGGGAGGGAGUUGAAGUAGUCACUUCUGUACAUUAGGUUUUCUUUCCUGCUCUUCAAGCAGCUGCAUUUUAUGUUAGAUUCAUUUGAAUGGAAGCUUAGAUCUCUAGAGUUUCACUACACCCCCUUGGCCCCUUCCAUUGUAACAGUCUGUUGCCUGCAUAAUCAGUUCUUAUCAAUUCAAUGGAAAUUUUCAAUCGGAAGUUUUGGUGAA